CCGCUUUUCUCCUGAACGCCAUAUACUGCUCUCGUAGACAUACGUGGAAACAGCCAACGGGAUCCCACACUUGCAUCUUGCAUCAACCGCUCUAAAGUUCUUCACUGACCGCCGAACACAAUCACCCACAACCCUAUCCUUCCUUCAACGCACAUCCGGAAGACGACAUCGUUGAAUGCGAGUUGGAAACCCGAACUCGCACAGAAGACAUUGAUAGAACUUCCAGCAGAAGGAGCGGUGAGACGUUCGGCUUCCUUUCAGCUUCGCUUCCUCACCCAACCCGACGGUCCGUCUGUCUGACGAGCAGUCCCUUUCGUUCAAGAUGUUUAAGGUCGCUGCCCCUUGGGGCUUCCAUAGCUCGGACAUCUUUGCCUUUGAGCAGGAGAUGAAAGUCAGGGCACAGCAACGCUCCAACAUCCGACGCCAGAGGAAGCUGUUCGCACGCAACAAUCACAAGAAUCCUUUCACCUUCAGAUCCACCCAGCAACCGGGCGCCAUGACGAGUGAGGAUUGGUCUUUGGGCGUCAUUCCAGACGGUAUCCAAGACAGUUUCGAGGCUCAACAGCUUCGGAACAGAUACCUAGCUGGCACCGCGGGCAGCCCGUACGCUGACCCUGAUCAUGGCAUCUUCUUUGCCAGAAUGCAACGGCUUGAUGGUUCUUUGAAUGGCAGAAGACAAGUCAUGGAUCAAAGUCAAACGUGGCAGCCCUUUGGGGUGGCCGACACGACUGAUGUCCAGUCCAUGUUCGCCCCGAUGCCGUACCAAUACGAUAUCUCGCCUAUUGAUGGUCUUCCAUUGUCGGCUUCCAACACCUUAUGUCAUGGCAUGUCCACCUCCUCUCCUGUCUUCACGGCAUCGGACCCGGGCACUAGUUUUGGCAGCUUCUCUUCUGCGGGUGCCCCUCCCACCUUGCUCGACUCCUCUUCCUUCAAUUCGGCAGACGGCAGCACCAUCAUCACCAGCCCUUCAGACCAGUUCGAGUAUGCCAACUCACCCUUCGCCUCUUCAUCCAUGGUACCUGAGGACUUCAACGGCAUCAAGGCAGCUCCCCAAUCACCGCCCCCUUUCUCCGAGCCAAACUCCAUCCUCUUCUUCCCUACUCCACAGGAGCAGCUCGUCGAGCAUCAGCAACAGGUGGAGAGCCAACAGGCGGCAAUGAGCAGCCAUGGUAGCUUUAGGGGGGUCAAAGAUGAGCCGCCCACCCAACAGAUCAUGAUGUCCAGACCCAGAAAAGAGCUCCCCGAGAAGCCACGCUCAUCGCGAGCCGGUGAUAGCAGUUCCACUUCAUCACGUCGCAGAGCAUCUCCGGUUCGCAAGCCUGUCCCUUCUACGCACAAGACUGAGCUCCGGCCAAAGCAGCCCAAGCCGUGUCCGGCCCAGCCUUCUACGCUUGACCUCGCAGAGCGUUCAGCCAAGGACGAAUACCUGCUGAAGGCCAAGCAAGAGGGCCUGACGUACCGCGAGAUCCGGGUCAAAGGAAACUUCAGCGAGGCUGAGUCGACUCUUCGUGGACGUUAUCGCACUCUAACCAAGAGCAAGGAAGCACGGGUUCGGAAGCCUGAGUGGACGGAUAAGGACGUUCAUCUGCUCCAGAGAGCCGUCCGCAAGUUUGCCAAGGGUAGCGAUCCCGCUUCCAUCAAGAUCCCCUGGAAGCAAGUCGCCGAAUACAUCCAGAGGAACGGUGGCUCCUAUCUCUUUGGCAACGCCACUUGUCGCAAGAAAUGGGACGAGCUCGUGAUGGGUGCUUCGGGGCACCAGAUGGGUGUAUACGACGCGAUGGAGUGA
Molecule: messenger RNA, 1786 nt
Organism: Colletotrichum scovillei
Lineage: Eukaryota; Fungi; Ascomycota; Sordariomycetes; Glomerellales; Glomerellaceae
Exons: 3
Coding region: 323-1786 (487 amino acids)
Source: RefSeq, a predicted model, not a curated record